UUAUCCCUAAAUCAUUAACGAUUUCACAUCAAUGUUUCCUAGCGAAAUAAAUGAUAGGGUGCUAGAAACAUAAGUAUAUUUUGUAGAUGGUGUUUGAGAGAAGGUGGAAAAAUACAAAAGUGAUUCUAGUCUCGCUUAACUUCACUUCGCUCAGCCUCCUUAACAAGCUAAAAUAGUUUCGGUUGAGCACCAUUUUGUUGUUAGAGGGCCAAUCGUGUUACGUAAACGAAUACUAGAACUGUUUGCGUGUUAUAAUUUUGACGAAAUUACUGAAUUUUAGUGACUGCAUUAACCACUAACGAGCUGAUGAGACAUAUGACAAUGGUACCUGAGUGGGAAUAAGUGCAAUUCUUCUGAUCUAGUGAUAAGCAGCUAUCUUUUCUCAUAUUCCAUGCGAUACGCUUUGGCGAAGGUGAGCUGUUGCUAGUGCCCUACGCUGUUUAGUCUGUGAUAACUUAGCUCAAAAACAAACUCUUGGUGUGGCAACACCUCAUCCCCUUUUCACGUUCUUCCAUGCCCUGCGCUAGUCGCAGUGGGCAAUACCAACGUCUUUCAAGCUCAUAGAUGCAGGCAAAAAUGGAUUCGACUGCGCGCUAUGGCGACGCAUCUGCAUCUGCCUUCGGCGCAGCUGCCUAUCGCAGCAACCCAUCCUACAAUUUUAACCAAGAAGGAGAAAAUGGAAACUCGGAUUCCUCAUACUCAGGAUGGCAAAAUGGCUCAAAUUGGUCAGAUAAUAACAAGAAUAACAGGGGAAAGGAUGAAAACAUGGAUCAUGACAAUAACUCUUUCUCGGGUCUCUUGGGUGCAACAGGUGGUCAAGAGGAGAAAGGCGAACGAAGACCACCGAUGCCUCGUCUUGGACUUCUUGGUGGUGGCGAGAGCUCAAUGGUUGGAAGCUGGAGUGGAAGUCAAGGGCCUAGUAGUACCGGAGCAUGGGUUGGGCGGCCAGGUACUACAGACAUAAGUGGAGGAUCAAAUGCUGAAACACCCACAAAGCCAUCUCAGACUUCAUCCUGGGCACAGGCAGCAGGUAAAGGCCUACCGGGAGAACCAACUCAAGAAGCUCCAACAUCCUCCCGUGAUCGUGCAGAACAAGAAGCCCAGGAGUUCAGGAAGAAGGCUGCAUUUAGUCAAGGAUGGGGGCAAAAUGGUGUAAACCAAGAUACUCCAUGGGAUGUAGAUGACAAUACUCAAGAUGGCUCAAAAGAGAGUACAACUUGGCGAGCUCCUAACAAUGGCACAGAAAUCUGGGAGACCAAUCUACGUAUGAACAAAGGUGGUGCUCCUGCCGUAGCCACUCCCACAACAGCACCACCUCCUCCAUGGGGUCAUACUCCUGCCACAAAUAUUGGAGGACAUUGGGGUGAAGAGGAGCAGAGUAGCAGUCAGUGGCAGAGUGGAGGUGGAACUAUGCCUAACCCCACCCAUUGGCCUGAUAACAAUAAUACUGGAAGUAGCAUGUGGGGUGGAAGCACAGGCCAAGAAAAACAUUGGAAUAACAACCAAUCUCAGUGGGGAGAUGGUAGCUCUGAGGCUUCUUGGUCAUCCCGAAACCGUCCCCUUGGCAAUUGGUCUCCUGCUGCAACACCUAAAAAAGAAGUUCCUCCCUCAGGCUGGGAACCUCCAUCACCUCCUCCUCUGCGUCGCAGUACAACUGGUGCCUAUGAUGAUGGGACUGCUGCAUGGGGAAAUCCACAGAGACAAGGAAAAACCUCUAAUUACCAGGUGUCCCACUGGAAAGAUAUGCCGACUGCUAAACCUAUUUCUGGUGGGAUGCCAAUUGGCCCAAGUGGAAUGCCAGGUAUGCUCCGUAUUCCUGGCAAAGGUGGAGACAAUGGCAGCUGGACGAAGCCUCAACCAACUGGUACUGGUCGCAAUUCUUGGCAGGAUAUGCCCACUGGUUCUAUGGGCAAUUGGAAUGAUGACCCAAUGAAGAAUGUCUCUCAAGCUGGCCAAUAUGUGGGAUGGAAUGAUCCCAAUAACUCUGUUUGCUGGGGUGCCAAACCAAAAGCUAAUUCUAACUGGGCUGAUGGGCAAGUGGAUACAAGUUCCUGGUUGGGACCUGCUAAACAGCUUCGUCAACUAAAGGUUUCAGUCCCAAAUGAGGGUGGCAAGCCUUUAUGUAAAGACAUUGUACAUGCCAGCAAGCAGUUCAGGAUUCUUACAGAAAUGGGCUAUAGAAAAGAAGAUGUGGAGAAUGCAUUGAGAAACAGCAACAUGAAUUAUGAUGAAGCAAUAAUGGAACUGCAUGCUCUACACCCUGGAGUGAUGGAAGUAGAUGGAUUUGGUGGUCGAAAAGUCAGACCGGCUAAUCCGUAUGAGGAUAUGAAUACUCCUGACCACAAUAUGGAUUCUUCUUUCACUUUCCAUCCUCCCAGCAAUAAUUUCCACAACUUCACUGCUCAGCACAACUUCAAGCAACCACCUCCCAAGGGUCCCACUGGUGUGGUUGGAGGUCAGUCCCCACAAUUAGGAACUAGUAAUAUGUCUCCUGCCUUAAUUCAGAAACUCUUGCAACAACAGCAGCAGCAACAACAACAGUCACUUCAGCUCAUGAAUCUGAACAAUGUGCAGCCAAUUGGUAAUCCCAAAUUUACAACCAAUGCACAACUACGACACUUGGUGCAGCAGAUACAAAUGGCAGUACAGGCUGGUCACUUGAAUGCUCAGAUCCUGAAUCAGCCUUUAGCUCCCUCUACUUUGCAGCUCUUAUAUCAGCUCCUACAACAAAUCAAAACUUUAAGCAAUUUGCAACAAGUUCAAAAGCAAGGAGGACAUUGUUCAAUGCAGGUGACACAGUGCAAAACUCGCAUUGUCAGUCUCCAAAAUCAAAUCUGUGCUCAGCAAGCCAUUUUUCUAAAGCAACAGCAGCUUCCUCCUCAACAACAACAGCAGCAACAAACCUUGCCUCUUCAGCAGCCCCAUCCUACUGGAGUCAGUGACCUCUUCAAGCCUCCUCCCCCAGACUCUCUGCCUGGCCUCCACUCAGACUUCAGAGACCUUACUUUGAAAGAUCACCAUAACCAAAGCAGGCUCAACCAAUGGAAAUCACCAAUGGAUAAGGAUGAUGAAGAUUUCAGCCGAGCCCCAGGAUCUCUGCACUCUAAAUCUCACCCACUUCUGGAUCAACAUGUGCAAAGUGAUUCCACUUGGAGUGGUGGCCGCAAUGACUCUGUUGGCGGUUGGCCUGACUCAACAAAUACUGACAACUCAACAACAGCUGGUCCAUCCGCUGAUAACAAUAAAGAUGAUGGCCAAGGAUCUGGUUACAACCUGACUGAUUUGGUGCCUGAAUUUGAGCCUGGUAAACCCUGGAAGGGCACCCAGAUGAAAAGUGUUGAGGAUGACCCACACAUAACUCCUGGAAGCAUUGCUCGCAGUCCACUUUCUGUGAACAAUAUCAAAGAUUCCAACCUCUUCUGGCCUUCUAAGUCUAGUCCAGCCAACAAUGAUCUGCCUGCUAAUACCUGGGGAUAUAGUGCACCUUCAGCCAAUGGUACUUCCAGUGUGAAAGGUGGCAAGUCGAGUUGGAGUUCUGGUGACUUUGGAACUGAUUCAUGGGGCUCCUCUCUUCCCAAGAGUACUGCCAGAAACAAUCCCACCUCUUCCCAAGGUUGGGAUCGUCAAUUUAAUUCAACUUUCUUAAUUCUCAAGAAUUUGACACCACAGAUUGAUGGUUCUACUCUGAAGACACUAUGCAUGCAGCAUGGGCCUCUCCAAAUGUUUCACCUCUUCUUAAAUAGAGGUGUUGCUCUGGUUCGCUAUAACAGUCACGAGGAGGCUGCCAAGGCCCAGUCAGCACUUAAUAAUUGUGUUCUCAGCAAUACCACCAUGUUAGCUGAACUCCCCUCCGAUGCUGAGGUCCAGCAGUACCUCCAAUCUGCUCAGGGAGGUGGGGCCUCUACCAAUUCCUGGCCUGCUCCCAGCUCUGCCUCCUCCUUCUAUGGAGGUGGGGCUUCUGUUGCCGGGACUGCCUCUUGGAAUGCCGCCCCCAACAACACUUCUCAGCUCUGGUCAUUCUCUGGCUCCAGCCUGUGGUCGCAGCCCAGCAACGACCAUGAUGCAAGUACAAAUCCCAUCAACUAUCUGCCCAACGACUUGUUGGGUGGUGAGCCCAUCUGAGGACACUAAAAGUCCUGGUCGCUCUGCUUUGUGAUAUGAACACUUCUUUCACCGUUACGAUGGCCAAUGCUAACUUCUUCCAGCAUGUGUAAUAGGACAUGUGUUAGAGUGUGAUAUUUCUUCAGCGGUCGUCGUAACAAUUUUUCCCCAAACUCUCUUUUUCGGCCAUCGUUGGUCGUCACAAUCACGGAAAUAGUGCCGAUCUAAAGUAUUCAAAACUCUUUGUCUCCAGUAUUUUCAAGUGCCACAGGAGAAAAAAAAAGCCUUAUAGAAAUUUCUGCCAUAUCAAUCUUGGGCGGACUUAGUCAUUUGGUCUGCCACCAAACUUGAUUAGGGGGAGGAGCCAUCACUUAGCCCGCCCCUAGUUCCACCUCCUCCAUUAUUAACCCUUCAGAGGGUUUAGGUUUCCCUGUUUUUUAAAGUCAUCGACUGUUUCUUCCUUCUUGCUUGUUUCUAACGAAGAAAAUUUUAUUUGAGAUUUACAUAUAUGUUUAUUCUUGUAGUUGAAAUGUUUGAUUUAUUAUCGUGCUAUUUUAUAAUAUAUGGAGGGCAACCUGUUCUUUUGCGAAAGAACAAAAAGGUGCAUACUAUUUAAAAUGUUUUUUUUAAUGCUGUAUAGUUAAGUUAUGUUUGGAAUCGCUAUGUCUUUCGUAACCUCUUCAGUCGCCUAUAUUCCAGGUUUCAAAUUUUAAUGAUUUUUUUUAUACACCAAAAUAGUUGCUUUAUAUUUUUAUAGAUUUUAUUUCUUUUAAAAAUGUGACAAAAUUAGUAAAUUCAGAUUUAUUUAUUUCUAAAAUUUUAGAUGAAUUUGUACCUAUUAAUCUUAAUAUCUAUGAAGGAAUUCAGCUGAAGCAUCAUAAAGAGGUGUUAUUUUGCAUUCCAGAAAGUGCAAAAUAUAGCUACUUGAUGCAGUAACACUAAUAUCAGAACUUUUUAAAUAUUGUUUUUAUUGUUAAAAAUCUAAUUUUUGUUGUUUGUUUUUAAAGAUUAUUUGAUUUUAAACCUAGAAAUGCAGCUGAAUAAAUGAAUUGUUCUUAAUUAUAAUUAUGACUGAAGGGGUUCACUGAAUUGCAUUUUAAUCUGUACAGAGAUAAUAAGUGUUCAUUUCUUGUAUUGGUGUGAGGAUUCGAAUUUCUCCAACCAAAAUAGAUGGAAGUAAUAAUCGACGGUGAAUCAAAAACUUUGUGCUUUUUAUUUGAUAAUUAUUUGUGGUUGGUUGAAAUGUUCUAAUAAUCCAAUGAUCUUUUUUUUUUUUUUUUUUUUUUUUUUACCCCCUUGUAAAGUCUGCAAAAACUUUAUAUGUGCAUAUAAUUGUAGUGAGAGAAAAAUAAUUCACUUAAAAAACUGUGUGAUAACAAAAAGUACAUGUCUGUUUUUGCUGCUAAAAAAAAAGAAAACAGAAAAUGAAUUAUAAAGAAAAAAUAUAAAAGACAAAAAAAAAAUUAUAGAUAUAUAUAUGUAAACAAAUAUAAAUAUCAAGUGACUGCAUUUUGGGAAAAAAUGUUAAAUGAACUUUUCCCACCAAGUCAAACUGCAAUUGUGAUCCAUAAUAACUAAGUUAAAAUAACAGUUUAAAAAGUGUGUCUAAGCUGUAGUUGGUGUACUUGGUGCUAAUGUUGACAGCAUUUAGAAAAAUGAUGUGCUCUUCUUUCACAUGCCUUUUCUCUCAAAACAUUCUUUCUGCAGCGCACCCUGCAUAUAUAAUAGCCAAAGUCCAACCUCUUCAAGAUCAAACCAGUGAGCUUUUUGCUGAAAGGUAUUUUAAUCUCUCCGUUGUGGUGGGGGUGGGGGUCACGCCUGUAUGUGUUCACAUUCCAUGUCCAAAAAAAUUAAUUUAAAAAAAAGGAUCAAAUAUGUGGAGACUAGUGCAAUGGGCUAGCAUACCUGGACUGUAAUUGGUAUGCAACCCCCGGUGACUAUCUGUGGUGAUAUACUUUUAAAUCUUAUAACUUUUUUUUCAAGCUAUUUUUUACAGUGAUAUGUUAUUAUACUGACUUUCCUGCACUCUGUGUAUCUCUGAUGCUCUCUUCUAGUGAAACUUCGAAUUGUUUCUAAAGCCUAACUAUUCAAGGGUUGGGGGUGUAAGCUUAGUUAGGUUCAAUUUUUCCUAUUCUUAACUUGGAAUAUCAGUAUCCUAAAUAAUUUCUGUGGCCUGAGCUGUGGUCUACAUUUGAGGCUGUUGCAGUUAAUCCUCAGUGUUGGGUGGGAAGUUGAGAAAUCAUCCUAUUUGUUGUUUCCGAUUGCUAACAUAUCAGUGCGUGUUUUGAAGGACCCCCUCCCCUUAGUGUACUUAAAACGGCCCAAAGAUCAUUCUGUGCCAUCUGAAGUCAUGACUUCAGCAAUAUGUGUUUAUAUAUAUAUAUAUAUUAGUAUGUACCUUAUUUAAUCAAAAAAGUAGUUUGCUUGACCGUGCAACCCCUCAUUCAAAUUCUUCCUGCAUGGGUGAUCGUGGAACUUAUAAUUUUCUCUCUUGAAAUUAGGAGGAAAAUAUAUUUACAAAGACGAAUUAAAAGUUUAUCUUAAUGGACUACUAACUUCGAAGUUCAUAUUUAUUUUUGAUUAUUUAAAACUAUCAUUAUUGUUAUUCUCUUAAGAUGAAGUUUUAAUUAUUUUAUACCCCUAUUGGAAUUCCAAAGCUUAAUGACCACUUCUCAUUCUUCAUUAUAAUGGGAAAGACCACUUUAAAAAAUGCUUCAUAAAAUUUUGGGCAACAAAUACAUUGUGUUAAUUGUUGUAGUCGCCAAUUAUUUUUUCUUUGUAGUUUGUUUAGUUUCUCUCAUAUAUUUGAAGAAUGGAGAAGUGUUUUGCAUGAAAAUAAGGUCACCAGUCAAAGAAAAAGAAAUCUUUGCUUAAAAGAAUGCCUUUUGAUGGUUCGUGAAUGUCUUAGAAUUAUGUCUCUCCUUGCAGAAGUCUUGGAUAUUAACAAAUUUGAAAAAUUUCAAGGAGGAGAAUUUCAGACAUCUAGAUGUCUCAUUAUCUCCUGCAGUUAUCAGCUCAAUUUUUUCUUUUCAUAUACAUUUUUGUCUUUUUUUUUUUUUUUUUUUUUUUUUCCAAUGAACAAAUUAUUUUGCAUUCUGCCAGAUUCAGGUUGGGAAACAUUUUAAGCCAAAAGUCAUCAGUCUAGAUUUUUUUUUUUUUCAUUGGUUAAAAUGCUGAUUUAAAAUGAAAUGAAAUUGCCAAUUAAAACUAUUUAUAAAAUCGAAGAUCAGGAAUUGUAAAUUUUAGAUUAAGACAAAACAGUCAUUUUACCAAUAAGUUUUUAUGUAUUUUAUAUCGUAACACCUCUCAUUCUAGAUACGUUUUGUGAUAUAAAAAAAAUAACCCCUUAUGUGUUCUAGUUUAAAGUCAGAUAUAGUAUUUAAAAAAAAAAAAAAAAAAAAAAAAAAAGGAAAAGGAACUUUAUUGUCUGAUAAAUAAAACUUGUACUUACUUCUGCUUUUUUUGUAAAUAUUAAAUACUGCUGUAUAUAAGGUUAUUUGUACAAAAUUUGUGAUCAAAAGAUUAUAUAUGGGUGGUAUAAAAUGUGUAGUUUUUUUUUUUUAAAAACAUAUUUAUAUGUUAGAUUCCCUUGGAGAGUGGAAAGAUUUUUAAAAUCACAUGUUGCUCUUGAAUAUUUGCCUUGGAAAUUUUAUUUUGGAGAAAAGGAAGGAAUUAGAAUUGCAUUAUCUUAUAAUAUUGGUUACUGAAGAGUUUAGCUUGUGUUUAUUUCAUUUACCAGCUACAUUAGAUUUAAGCAUUUUGAGUAGUUUUAUAUUUUUAGACUACUAAAUAAUUUAGCUGCUUAAAUUAUUUCAGUGUAAUUUGAAGGUCUGAUAUUCCUAUGUCACAAUCAAAUUACUUCCAGGUCUAGCAUGCAGAGGAUACCUAGAUCAGAGCCUAAAGAAAGAACAGUAUUUUUUAAAUGGUAUAAAAUGCUUAAAUUUCUGAAAGAUGACAUCUUUUGAAUGACUGUCUUGACAUUUUGGUACUUAUUAAUUAUCUAUUGUCACAGUUUCAUGGUGACGUUUUGGCAGCAUUCUGCAUUUAUUUCUUGUUUUCUAUAUUUCUUUCUUUUAAGUGUCUUAAUAUGAAUAUUGUUCUAAGUUUGUGAUAACUGAACUGUUACAGAAGUUUCAAUUCAGGUUUUCAUCUUUAUAAAUUUAUAUAUAAAGCUUAAAAAUGAUCAGGUUAAAAAAAAAAAAAACUAAGUUAUUAAAAGAGGAGGGAAGAUUGGCUUUUAUUUCAAGAAUAAAUACAUUAGUAGUAGACAUUGAGAAGCUACUUCCAAAUUUAUAUGUAUUAAGGUAGGGAAGAUUGGCUUUUAUUUCAAAAAUAAAUACAUUAGUAGUAGACAUUGAGAAGCUACUUCCAAAUUUAUAUGUAUUAAGGUAAACUGAAAAAAAAAUUAUAUACUACAGUUAAACUGAAUUGAAGUAGUAACCAAAUGAAUUUUAAGAUUACUGGGAAAACAUUCAAACUGCUCAAAUAAAUAUUGCACAUUUUUUCAAUUUUUUCUUGUUAGAAACUAUUAUGAAGAGUUAAUUUUAUAGGAUUAAUGAAAACUUAAAAGAAUUAAAGUAGCAGAGAAAAUAUUUUUAAAAAUAUAUAUUAAUGUGUGUAAUUUGCAAUUUUAUUUACAAUAUAUGCAAAAACAAAGAAAAUGCUAUUCUAUUUUUGGAAUAAGAAUGAGCUACUCGUGUCUUUUUGUACAUAAUCUUUUGCCAAAGCCAUUUCAGAAUGAUAUUCACUUUUUCUGAGAGGUGAAGUAAUUUUCGGGAAUGUUAUGAAUAAAUCUUAAGCUGCAUUGGACGGUUUAGAUGCUCCUAUUACUUGUAUUAAUGAUGUUUUAAUUAAUUUAUUUUCAUUCUUAUUACUCUUGAGUUCAUCUUUUUCCUAUUUUAUAUUACUUUUUUUAUUGCAAUAGAUAUACAUUAUUCUUUUAUGCAGUUUUUUCCCUUCCUGAAGUAUAUGGAAAAAAGAUUUUCUAAUUUUUCAAUUAUCUGCUCCAAAACUUUUUAUUAGGAAAUAAUUCUUUUGUGAUCAUUAUUGCCUUGGCAGUGAAAAUAAACCUAUAGUUUUAUGGAUAUCUUUUUCUUUUCAAGAAAAUGUGAUGAGAGAUACUCGGUGAGUGCCAACAUAUUUUCAAUGUAAAUUUAGUUGCCAUUUUGUUCUCAAAGUAUUGUUUCGCUAUCACCCAUGUCAGUGUGUUGCCUUACCGUCCACAAGCUUUUUCCCUCUCUUUCCCUGAUUGUAGUGUGAAUACAGUAUUUAUCUCAUCUUCAAAAUGGGGGGAACUCGGACCAAUUCAAAUGUGAUGUUUUUUAUUCUUAGCAAUAUGCUUUCCUGGCGCUGCACAAAAAAAAAGUCUCAAAAUGACCCCCAUCUUUUCUUGAUAGUUUCUAUAAGUCCAUUCAAGCCUUGCUAUCUAGUCACUCAAUGAAAUUGAUUGGUUUUUUUAAUUGAAGGCAAUAAUCAAAGGUUAAAAAAUCUUUAUUUGUCAUUGAAAACCAUUAUUAAUUGCAUCUAUAUUUAAGUGUAAAUACAUUGAAUACUAAGGCAUCUAAACUGGUGGAAAAACAUGAAUUAUUAGCUGUUUUGAGUACUAAAGUCCUACUAACAGGUCUGAUUUUUCUCAAUAAAAAGGAGAUUAAUUUGUAAUGUUGCCACUUAGUUGCAACUGCCAAAAUAUUUUAAUUUAAUCAACUUACCCACCUUUGUGCUUUAGAAAGUGUCCUUUGUGCACCAUGUUCAAUGAAAGCAGUGAACAUGAAAGUAAAUUUAAGAAUUUCAAGUGAAGCCCUUUCCAUCUUAGAAUGAACAAUUCUAGUUUCAAAAAAGUUUUUUAUUAACCUGUUAAUCAGGUAACUAAUUUAUAUUGAAUUUGUUUUGCAUUGAAAUAUUUUAUAUAUAUUAUGUUCUCGUAGGAAAAAAAUAUGAAUAUUUUUUAUUAAAAAAAAAUAUAUCGUGCAUUUUAAUCUUUUAAUGCAAUUUUGAAGUAUUAUGUGGGAUUGUAAUAAGCUUUUGAUAUUUCAGUGCUAAGAAUGAACAUAUUUCUUUAAACAAGUGCAUAUUUAAUCUAAUGUAUUAAAUCUUCUCAGUCUUAGUAUAAUGAGGUGACUUUAUACCAAGGCUUGACUGUAAUCCACGACUGUGAACUUUGUCCCAUUUUCCGAACAUUUGAUGCAGGACUCAAUCUAGUUGGGGGCUUCAGGUUCUAUUUUUCUGAUGAUUGGACAUUUCUACUGAAUGAAAUUUUUUUAGUGCAAAAGUAAUAUAUUUUUUAUAGAUAGAAAAGCCAAGAAAAUGCAUUUUUGAUCAUUAGCCUGAUUGGUUGUAAUAAAUUCCAUGAAGAAACCAUAAUUUCAUUGUUGAAACAGAAAUCUUUUGUGAUAAUUUCUUUUCUCCUAUAUUUUAGUGAGUCUUUCUUUUUGAUUUGAGGUGCUACCCAAAGUACAUGAAAGUAUUUCUUCAUGAAAAAGGGUUGCAUGCUUCACAUCCUAACUAGUCGCUUCAAGCCUUGCAUGCAAUGAAGCAGCCAUUUUUGCCUCAUAUUGGAGCUCUAUUCCUAGUCCUAGGAUGUUAUGAAAGAUUACAUACCAUGUACAAUCAAUACAAUGUAAUGAUGUUUUUUUGGGGGGGGGAGUUAAAUGAGAAAAAUUGAAUAUUUGCCAAUAAAUUAUUAUUGCAUUAGGAAAGGCAUUGGCUAAAUACCCCAAUAAUUUUAUUUUAUAGUGUGUGAUUUAUUUGUAAUUAGGGUUGUUUAAAAUAUUCAGAAUUUGUAUGUGAUAUUUCACAUAGUGUUUGUAAGAUAUUUCUUUAUUUGUGUGUGUGAUGUUAACAAUCAUUUUGUAUUUGAAUUUUCAGAGCUGUUGGGUAGCACCUCAUUCUAAUACUCAUUUUAUUAAGGGUUGUGUUUUGAUAUUUUUCCCCCUUCCUUUACAUUGGGAAAAAUGACAAAUUGUUGGCUACAUAAAAAGUUCUAUACUUAGUGCUUGUGAUUUGUACUCUGUGAAAAAUCAGCUAACAUAAUUAUUUAUAUAAAGUGUCUAUGAAAGUAAAAAAGUGUUCCUUGUGCCACAGCAAAUUUCCAAUUCGUUACUUCCCUGCAGCUGUAUGUGAUUGUAAAUAAUGCAAAAAAGAAAAUUGUUUUUUCUCAGGUAUUAUGAUUAUUGUACUAACAUCUGUUUUACUGACAGUGCUCCCCCUCCACGUUAAAAGUGGAAUUGUCCCCAGAGAAAAUUCUUAGAGCUUAACGCACAUCUUUCUUCCGGUGGUCUGGACCAUUCCACAUUUGCUGCCCAUAGAACAGGACACAAGGCUGAGGGGAGGAGGGUGGGUCUCAAACUCCCACACACAAACUUUUGAGCUUAAUACAUAAAAUAAAUUUAUUAUACGAUAUUUAUCAUAAUUCCUCUUAGAACAAAUGGAAAUAUUUAUUCAUCCUGUAAACUUGUUCUGCUAGUCGAAAUUGUUACCUCUGGGAGAUGUUGUUUCAGCAAUAAACAUGGGUGAUUGUGUUUUAUUUUUUAUUCUCCCUUUGUUAAUAUUACUCCACUUAAUAUAGAAUGAUGUAAGGUUUGGCAAACUGUAUAAAGAACAUGAUAGAAGCUCCCAAUGAAUGUGACUUUAUAUUGCCUUUUUCUGCAUAGUAUAAGCAGUAUUGGUAUUUUUAAGAACCGUCCUAAUUCUCAACUUGCAAUAUAUUUCUGUGUUCCAACAAAGUUUGUUAUACUGCAAAAAUGAAUCUGACUUGUUUUGUGAAGUUUUAAUUCUCAACUGUACAAAGCACUGUGUUGCCUUUUAGCUGUAGCCUUUUGUUAGGUCUGAAAAUCUGGUUUAUCCUUUAUGAAAAUUUCCUCAAUUGUAUUCUUGAAUAAUAAUAAUAAUAUAAUAGAGAAGGUUGCCAGAAGUGAUGAAUAUGAGUUUCAAUUGUUGAAUGCGGAAAUUGCAAUGAAAAAUAUCUUGUAAAGAAUCAUGUAGAAAAUUCCAAUUUAGAUACCAAAUAGCAAUAUUAAACUUUGCCUUUAAUGAUGUGUCUUAAAUGUUAUAUGUUUACUAAUUUUAAUUUAAUAAAUAGGAUGAUGUUAUUUUGUAAAAGAUAAUUCAGUAUAGUAUUGAUAGUUUGUAGACAAUACUGUUCCUAUGUUGUUGACUAUUUAAGUGGUAAUAAGUGUUUGUAUCCCUGUUAAUUUAAGAUUUAGAGUUAUUUAUUACAUAAUAAACCAAUUUAAGUUAAUACUUAUUAUAAUAUAUAACUUUAAAUAUUAUCAGUGAUAAUUAUAUAUAAUUAUUAAACAUUUUAUCUGCAUGGUCACAAAUAAGUUAGAUUGGGCAUUUCCUUUACUCAUGCCAAGAAUGGCCAUGAUUGUAUAGCUUCAGUAUUUUGUGUCUUUGAAUUCCCGGUUUUUAUUAGUCUGUAAAAAAAAUAAUCGAAUUUUCGAUGUAGAGUGGGGAUUUAUUCUGAUAGCCUGUUAAAAAUUAUAGAAAGUGACUUAUCUCUUAAUUUUGUACCCUGUAAUUGUACUUUUAUUUGUUGACAUUUUGUCCUCGCACAAUCGCCCAUGUCCAGAACCCUCUUUUCCAGGAACUGUGCCAAAAAAAGCAUGUGCAAAAUGGGCAGAAAGGGAGAGGGGCUUUCCUACGAGUUUGAGACCCGCGUCUUUAAAUCAAAAAGGUGGAUGUUCCAAAACUCAGUAAGAGAAAAUAAAAAAGAAAACUCUGCUCAAAAUUCGUUCAUAUUUUUGGUACAGUGAAAUGGCUAUCACUUAUACUUACCAAGUGUUCAUUAAUCUCAAAGUCUUUUUAUCUCUGGCAUUUUUGUGUUUCGUUUGACUGCUCUUGACAUGUUUUAUUAUUGUAUGUAAUGUAACCGACCAUUUUCCAAAGAAUUACCAAAUUUGUUUUCAUUGUUAUAUACUUAUGGAUUGAAAUCAUAUCAUAACCGAUUUUUAUUUGGCAUUUUAUGUACUUUUAAGUAUUAUUAUGAUUUUUUUGUUCUGACAAAUAUCUAUAUUAACUAGUGCAAUCACUUUGUAUGUAUUUAUAUCCAAUACUGCUCACGGGAGAUGUAUAACUAUGUUGUGCCAAAACUGGAAGUGAAAAACCAAACCAUUUUUAUUUCUUACUGUUUCCGCCAUUUAUCACUUUCUGGAACUUUUUAAAAGAAAGGAAAUAAGUAAAAAAUAUGUAUAUGACGCCCUUACUUAAUACGACGGGAAGGGUCGUCGUUCACAAUUGCCAGAUCUUAAAAAAGAAAAAGAAAUUGACGGCCCGUUUCGUCUUUUUUGUGAUAGAGACACUUGUUGCAUUUCUCCACCCAAAACGCCUAGUCACAGUCGAGGAAAAAUGCUCUGAAAAAAAAUUAUCUCGAAGCCCUCCGAGAAAAAUAAAAAUGUAUGUGGGUUCGGAUACGAAAAAAAAUUUGGGGAAAAAAAAAUGUGCCUUUUCUUCUUCUAAAGAUGUCAAACACACAACAACGAACCCGGGACACUGGUUCUUCGUCAGCUUCCCCGCUGUGUCGUCGGUCGACAAUCAGCUCUUUGGUUGGAAACAUUGCACAUUCCAGAAAAAGCGGGGAUAAAGGAGCUGCUGCAAAGUAUAUAUUAAAAACUAACACUGAUCUGAAGAAUAAAAAAACUCAACUCCGAUAGUGCCACCUUUUUGCAAUUCGUUCUUUGGUUUAUCCGUGGAGGCUUUUAUCGCCAGUCAAAUCCUUCUCAACUGCAAAUCGUUCCUGGAUGUGUUUGUGUUGUAAAUCGAUGUUGUUCAUCUUAAGCCGUAGUGUGUGAUUGUUUUCGUUUGCUCAGGGUUCUAUAUCCAUUUGAAACAUGUGAUCUGAAAUUAUGUUGAGCAUUAUUAGAUGAAAAAUUGUUCCUUUUUAAUACUAAACAAACAAAAAAAAUAUGUGUCGUGUAGUAUUAGUUUUAGAAGAAAUGUUGUGUACAGAAAAGAAAAAAAAAAGUGUGGAUCUUCAAAGAGAAGGCUGUUUUCCUUUUUUUUUUUUUUAAUUAAAUUUUUUCUGAAAGGACAUGCACAUAUGUGGAAGAUAUAGUGUUUGCUUUGUAUAUGUAUUAUAUAUAUAAGGCCGGCCUUGUCAAUUUUGCUCAGAAAAAUGUAUCAGACAAGUGAUUUUUAAUGUUGACCACCCGUGCAAAUUGUUCCUUUGAAGAAAUAUAUUCCUGCUUUAAGGACUGACGGACUGAAUGGAUUGCUGCCAUGUGUGGGGGCACUUAGCAAAGUGGGUGGGGGCCUUCCGAAUUACCCUUUUUUUUCCCACGCGAGAUAUGUAUUUCAAAAUGACCCCAUGUGAUAGAUGGGGGGAACGACACAUUCCUUCCUAAUUAACAUUGAAGUCAGGUAUAGGACACUUGUGGCUGCAUUCUUCGAUGCCUUCUCAUUCGGAAGACCCCCCCUGCUCCCGUAGGGUGUUUUUGUAUUGGGGGGUCCACUUUCAGCAUUAAAGGUUUGUGUAAUCA
Argiope bruennichi is the source of this 14576-nucleotide messenger RNA. RefSeq names its product protein Gawky-like. The record is from RefSeq and is a predicted model, not a curated record. Lineage: Eukaryota; Metazoa; Arthropoda; Arachnida; Araneae; Araneidae. The transcript is spliced from 19 exons. Gene Ontology annotation, cellular component: nucleoplasm; P-body. Bases 565 to 4122 code for a protein of 1185 amino acids. Gene Ontology annotation, molecular function: protein binding; RNA binding. Gene Ontology annotation, biological process: positive regulation of nuclear-transcribed mRNA poly(A) tail shortening; miRNA-mediated gene silencing by inhibition of translation.